This is a messenger RNA of Podarcis muralis (Common wall lizard), 1319 nucleotides long. Lineage: Eukaryota; Metazoa; Chordata; Lepidosauria; Squamata; Lacertidae. The record is from RefSeq and is a predicted model, not a curated record.
AGGCAUUCCACCUCAGGGGUUUGGUUCUUAAGUCCUGGCACCUUCCCAGAAAGCUGUUAGGGGGCAGCAUAGUUUGAAGCCAUGGGAGUCCUCCGGUGGUGUCGCUUGGGGUUACACUUUGUCCCUUGUGCUGUUUAGCAUCCUUACGAAGCCACUGACAGCUGUCCUCAGGGGUUUUGGACAGAGGUCUCAUCUGUGGUAGAAAUAAACCUGUUGGGAAAUAAACUUCCACUUUGUUCACGUUACUGAGAUCUCCUGCAAGAAUUAGGGAGAAGGGGCCACAAUGGGGCCAUUCAUUGUUUUUCUUUUCACCAGGUAUGAGGAAAGAGAGAGUCCAGAGAAGCCACUGGCUUUCCCUCCAGAGCUAAGGAACAGGAUCUUGGAAUCCUGUGAUCUAAAUCACCUUGUGGAGAAUACAAUGAAACAAUGGAAAGAUUUAUUUCAGGUGGAAGAGUAUUGCCCUUACACUUUAUAUCUUUCUGCUUCCUCAGAUGCUCUGCUCUUCAGUGAACAGAUUCAGAAAGCAAAUGUCACUCUGGAUCCAGACACAGCCCAUCCCAAACUCAUCCUGUCCGAGGAUCGGAAAAGCGUGAGAAGGGGAGACAAACCUCAAGCCCUGCCUGACAAUCCUGAGAGAUUCAGUGACUGGCCUUGUGUGUUGGGACGUGAGGGAUUCACAGCAGGCAGCCAUUUCUGGGAAGUCACUGUGGAAAGUGGGGAAGAUUGGGUUUUGGGGGUCGCCAGGAAGUCUGUGGAGAGAAAGGGGUACUUCUCCUUUAGACCUGAGUGGGGGAUCUGGGCUGUGGAGAAGUGGGAAAGCGAGUACUUUGCCUGCACCUCCCCUGAUGACACUCCUCUGUCCCUGUUUUGGGAGCCCAGGAGGAUCCGGGUGACUCUGGACUAUGAAGGGGGACGUGUGUCUUUUUCUGACGCUGACUCAGGAGCCGAACUCUACACGUUCUCAGGAGCCUCGUUCUCUGGAGAGACCCUCCUCCCUUUCUUUGAUCUGGAGGGAAAUUAUAAAACCCAGCUCAGUAUCUCCUGAGGGGACUAAAUCUGCCUCUCAGGCCCAGCAGGAGUUUCUCUCCAGACCAGAGUGACUGACAUAAAAACCAUUCACCCGCCAAGAGCCCUUUGGGCAGUUUUCCAAGGGCCCUUUGAGAGGAUUCAUUCCAGUCAAAAUCAGCAAAAAUAACAGAACAAAAAUGGGUUACUCUUCCUUUGCAUUUUCUUUCCUUUUCCCAGAAUUCCCUCUGCAGCUUACUUCAUAAAGAGACAGUCACACUUUUAGAAGUCCUAAUAAAUUUUCUCACCUUCAA